AUGCCCCUCAGAGGCGCCCGCGCGGCGGCGGCAGCCAGCUCCGGCUCCGAGGACGAGGAAGAGGAGGCGGGGUUCUCCAGGAGCUACUUCCUGGGCAAGGAGAAGGAACCCUCCUCCGGCAAGAAGCGCGCCAGCGCCGCCGCGGCAGGUCUGGUGCCGUCCCACCCCGCAUCCCACGACAAUAUCUUGGCACGAAUCCGUGGGUACGGUUGGCUAAUUUGGGAUCCCUCUCUCACGAGAAGCUACAAGGAUCAGUACCGCAGCUGGCUGUUCGAGCUAAGGUGCGGUUUUGGUCUCUUGAUGUAUGGGUUUGGAUCUAAGAAGCAGCUGCUUGAGGAAUUUGCCUCCACUACCUUGACUGAUUUUACUGUCAUUGUAAUCAAUGGCUAUCUUCCGUCCAUCAACUUGAAGGAGGUCAUAGCAACAAUAGCUGAAAUGUCCUGUGAUCAAGCACAAUCUAAGCGCAAACAUCAACCUGGAACGAGGUCUCAGUUAUCGCAGCCUUUUCCUUCAAAAUCAUUUGAUGACAUCAUCUCAUUUCUAAAGAGACAGACAUCAGAUGAUGUGGAUGAUCAGGUGUGCCUUCUUAUACACAAUAUUGAUGGACCUGCCUUGCGUGAUGCUGAAUCACAGCAAUGUCUAGCACAAGUUUCUUGCUGCCCACAAAUCCGUGUUGCUGCAUCAACAGAUCAUGUUAAUGCACCUUUAUGUAAGUUUGUUGCACAUUUUUAGUUUCAUUCUUCGCUAAUCUCUUUAUUGUAAAAGAUAUCCUAAACUGGAAAAUAUUUUAGUAUGG
Molecule: messenger RNA, 796 nt
Organism: Panicum virgatum (switchgrass)
Lineage: Eukaryota; Viridiplantae; Streptophyta; Magnoliopsida; Poales; Poaceae
Product: origin of replication complex subunit 2-like
Exons: 4
Coding region: 1-732 (243 amino acids)
Biological process (GO): DNA replication
Cellular component (GO): nucleus; nuclear origin of replication recognition complex
Molecular function (GO): DNA replication origin binding
Source: RefSeq, a predicted model, not a curated record